Messenger RNA from Peronospora farinosa, 2193 nucleotides. Lineage: Eukaryota; Oomycota; Peronosporomycetes; Peronosporales; Peronosporaceae. The record is from the annotation of a GenBank genome assembly.
AUGAAUGACGAGGCGACGAUAGCGAUGCAACAAAAGUCGUUAAUGAAAAAUGCAUCGAUGGAUGAGUCAGCAGCGUGUCAGUCUGAUACUGCAGAGUCUUCUGUGCCUUCUUUGGGGACACAUGCUGUUCCAAGUGAUGGACAAGCAGAUAAAGAUACUUCAGUGGAAAAGACAAAAGGUGAGGUGCUGUCUUCAUCAACGUGCGAUCAAAGUGAAUGUGACUCGUCGACGUCUCCGACAGUGACGCCUUCUGUACCUCAUGGCGACGAUGAAUAUGACCCGGCCAACCCGACUCCUGUGGAGGCAUCUGCUGCAAGCAAUACGGCAAAUGACUGUACUAGCCAUUCUCCUGCUGCUGAGCAGCAGGAGGAGUACGACCCAGACCAUCCAUCUAUAACAUCGACAACAAAACCUGAGGAACCUGUUGCGAUGGAAAUAGAUCAUACAAAUGAACCUGGUGAGUUGUCUACCGUAACGCCCGCUAAGAGGAAAAUUGAUGAAGCAACCAAUAUUUCUUCCGACGUAUCGGCGAAUGGAAACACAGAUUCCAAAAGACCCCGCUUUGUCGAUGGCAACAAAAGCCCUCGUGAUGACAAGCACAGUCGCAAUCGGUGCGAAAGCGGUGAUUCUACGCUGUCUUCUAGCAGUAAACAAAAACACCAUGAAGAAGAUCACAAGGGACUCUCUGCUGUGGCGUGGGACCGACUGAUGGAUUUUCAGACAACCGGUGAGUUUCGUGUCACUCAAGUGAGUCGUGCUGCUUUUGCAUCUGUUGGUGCUAUGCCUGAGUUCGCUCAAAUUUCCAUUAUCGCGCGAUUCGUACGGACACCUAUGCGGGAUAUCCGCGACAAGAAUGGGCAGCUUAUGCGCAUCUUCCGUGAGUAUCAGAAGGAAAACCCUCAAAUCGCGGUGCUGCAGCCUGUAGACGCCUUCAUUUCUGACUACAAAAGCGACCCUCGACUAUUUCGCUUCGGGUACGCUCCUCCUCAGCCAAUUACGGGAAUGUCUAAUGUCCAAGUGCCGUAUCAACUGGAUCAACUCCCUAAAGAUCUUCCAGUGAAAACCUCUCCUCGACAAGCAAGAAGUACAGUUCUACGAUCGGAGCCUGAACAGCAUCAGCAGAAAGACGUAGACGAGUUUGGGCGUGCUGUCCACCUGGAUAAAGGAACUGCACAUGAGCCUAUUCGGUCAGUACGCUCUGCUAACCAAAAACCAGCUGCAGACCCUCGACUGUCUUCGCGAAGCCGUCAAGAUCUAUCUUCACCAUCUACUCAAGCAGUGCCACCGAUUGCAACAGGAGGAAGAGCUGAGGAUCCGCGUCGCCGUGAUCAGUCUUACUCUCAAAGUAGCAUUGGCUCGAGUGAUCUGUACGAGCGUCUACCAGCACCUGUAAAGUCUGUAGUAAACAGUAUGCGUCACGAAGGCAGGUUGCAAGAGCCACUCAACGAUAAUGUGGUCACACGAUUGCUGCAUUUGCCUGAGCGUGUGGCACUGCAAGCUGUUGAAAACUUCAGCAACGUGGAUCUGUCGCAAGUGGAAAACUUGCAAGGAUUUCUGGUGGGAAUCAUCAACCGUGUCAACGAGAAGGCGAUUGCUUCAGAACAUCAGCACCGGUCGCAGGUGGCUUCUCCUCGUGGACAUCCUCCUUCAGCGAUUCCGCUAGGUGGGAACUAUGGAGCACUUCCCCAAGGUGGGUCAGUCCUUGGUGGACCUCCUCAAGGCGGGCGUUUGAACAGUAACAAUGUAGCAAAUGGCGGCGGCUAUCGUGGCCAACCAGCUCACAUGGCAACUGGUCCUGCUCCAGCGUUGUACGAACGUCCCUAUGAUGCGCCUCAGGAUACGAGGGACCCGCGGCGUCGACAGCCAGCACCUCAAGGGCCACCUCAAUACGGUGGAGCACUACAAAGACCACCUCCAGCUGGCAUUGGACAUGGUCCUAUUGGGAUGCCGUCGUUUGCGGUAUUGCCACUGUCAGUGCAGAAUCAUGUUCACGCGUUAGUGGCAAACCGAACAUUGGCGUCUUUAGAAGAGCUUGGUGGCAAGUGCUACGAAGUGCUUGGCCAGCUUUCGGAGCCGCUAGCCAACCAAGUGCUUACUCGAUUUGCAGGUGCUAACCUAUCCAACGUUCGCAACAAGAGUGGGUUCCUCAUUGGUGUCGUCAAGCGAGCCCGCCAAGAGUACGGCUUCGACUAA